AUGUUUAAGAGAGCUAUCAGUCAAUUGCUGCGAUCCAACCAACAGUCUACUAGAACAAUGGCUACAGAAAAUAAGCACUAUCCGAUCAAAAUAGCUGCUGCUGCCCAAGACUCUACUUUGAAAGUCAGCGUCACAUGCUUGAGUGUCAAGAACCCAACUAGAAGCAUUGAGUUCUACAAAAAGCACUUUGGUAUGACCUUUCUUGGGACCAAGGACUACCCAGAUAUGAAGUUCAGUUUGCACUUCCUGACCUUCCCUAAGGAAGUUGCCAAGACCGAGCAAGGCCAGCCUGAAAUCUUCGGCACCAGCGGCGUUCUUGAGCUGGCCCACACCUGGGGCAGCGAAAACGAUUCUGAGUUCAAAAUUUACAACGGGAAUGAAGAGCCACACAGAGGCUUUGGUCAUAUCUGUUUCUCUGUCGCUGACAUCAAGAAAACCUGUGAGAGACUGGAAGCCGAGGGUGUCUCCUUCAAGAAGAGAAUGGCAGAUGGCAGACAGAAGGACAUUGCCUUUGCUCUUGACCCAGACGGGUAUUGGAUUGAACUUGUGCAAUACAUCAAGGACACCGAAGAGGCGCCUCGUAAAGACAUUGGCGACAAGUUCAACCAUACCAUGAUUCGUGUCAAGGAUGCCGAGAAGUCCCUUGAAUUCUACCAGAACGUUCUCGGAAUGAAGCUAAUAAGAAAAUCUGAGCAUGAGAAUGCCAAAUUCACUCUGUAUUUCCUGGCAUACGGCGUGCCCUCCGGCCAAAAUUCUUGGUCGACUGAGGGUGUCGUGGAAUUGACCCACAACUGGGGUACCGAAAACGACCCAGACUUCAAGUACCACACCUGGGACUGGAAGACGCCGGGUUACGGUCACGUUACAAUUAGCUGCAACGAUCCGACCGCUCUUUGUAACGAGAUCGAGCAGCGCUACGGUGAUAAGAUCGGCUGGGGUGUUAAGUUCAACCAAGGCAUGGUGAAGAAUGGCGCUUUUAUCAAAGACCCAGAUGGAUACUCCAUUGAGAUCGUCCCAUCGGACCUGGUCCUGUAG
Torulaspora globosa is the source of this 1035-nucleotide messenger RNA. Its product is annotated as lactoylglutathione lyase. The coding region runs from base 1 to 1035 and encodes 344 amino acids. Gene Ontology annotation, molecular function: lactoylglutathione lyase activity; metal ion binding. NCBI's taxonomy places the organism in Eukaryota, Fungi, Ascomycota, Saccharomycetes, Saccharomycetales, Saccharomycetaceae. The transcript has a single exon. The record is from RefSeq and is a predicted model, not a curated record.